Lactuca saligna is the source of this 327-nucleotide messenger RNA. NCBI's taxonomy places the organism in Eukaryota, Viridiplantae, Streptophyta, Magnoliopsida, Asterales, Asteraceae. The record is from the annotation of a GenBank genome assembly.
AUGUCCACAUCUAGGAAACACCCAGCUGCCGCUCGAGGAAAAGCCCCCGCUAGAGCUCAAAAUGAUGCACCUGGCAUUCCAAGAUUUCGGGAUGCCAAGACGGCUGAAAAAUACACGAAGAGCUUGCCUAGAAAGGUUGCCUCCACCAAAUUUGUGUGCAAACCCACACUCAUUUCAUUAGGGGUUCUCAAGGGGGUCACCCAAUUGUUCCGUAACAUCGGGUGGGAAAACCUUCUCAAUCUCAUGGCACACACUUACGAUCUCCCUACUACAGAGUUUCUUGUUGAUUGCGGGUUAGAUGGCGAAAAGAAAAAAGCCUCAUUCUAA